CGGCCAUUGCUCCAAGAUGGCGGCGGCGGCGGCAGCGGAUGCUGCUUUUGGCGGAGUUGGCUCAUUUGAUGUUUUCUGGUCCUUCCUUCAGCAGAGCAGCUGAGCUGGGGUGGAACCACCCUCCUAGAACACCCUCAGCCUGCAAUCUAGGAGGAUGCCCUGGACGCCCGGCCAGACUUUGGCCCCAUGCGGCUCACCCACUGCCAGGCUGCCCUGGCAGCUGCCUGCACGCUCAACUUCCUAGUCUUCAUCUAUUUCUCAUGGCUGCAGCACCAGCCCAGGAACUCUCGAACCCGGGGCCCCCGCCGGGCUUCUGCUACCGGUCCCCGAGUCACCGUCCUGAUUCGGGAGUUUGAGGCCUUCGAUAACUCAGUGCCGGAACUGGUGGAUUCCUUCCUGCAGCAGGACCCAGCCCAGCCCAUCGUGGUGGCGGCCGACACGCUCCCCUACCCACCGCUGGCGUUGCCCCGCAUCCCUAACGUUCGCCUGGCGCUGCUCCAGCCCGCCCUGGACCGGCCGGCAGCAGCCUCGCGCCCGGAGACCUACGUAGCCACCGAGUUCGUGGCCCUGGUGCCGGACGGGGCGCGGGCCGAGUCUCCAGGCCAACUGGAGCGCAUGGUGGAGGUGCUCCGGGCGGGCAGCGCGCGCCUGGUGGCCGCCCCUGUGGCUACUGCCAACCCGGCCCGGUGUUUGGCCCUGAACAUCAGCCUGCGGGAGUGGACUGCCCGCUACGGCCCGGCGCCCGCCGCGCCGCGCUGCGAUGCCCUGGAUGGCGACGCGGUGGUGCUCCUGCGCGCCCGCGACCUCUUCAACCUCUCUGCGCCCCUGGCCCGGCCGCUGACCACCAGCCUCUUCCUGCAGAGCGCCCUGCGCGGCUGGGCCGUGCAGUUGCUGGACCUGACCUUCGCCGCGGCGCAGCAGCCCCCGCUGGCCACGGCCCACGCGCGCUGGAAGGCGGAGCGCGAAGGGCGCGCGCGGCGGGCGGCGCUGCUACGCUCGCUGGGCAUCCGCUUGGUGAGCUGGGAAGGCCGGCGGCUGGAGUGGUUCGGAUGCAGCAAAGAGAGCGCGCGCUGCUUCGGCACGGUGGCGGGGGACACGCCAGCCUACCUCUACGAGGGGCGCUGGACGCCGCCUUGCUGCCUGCGCGCGCUGCGGGAGACAGCGCGCUACGUGGUGGGCGUGUUGGAGGCCGCGGGCGUGCGCUACUGGCUGGAGGGCGGCUCGCUGCUUGGGGCGGCUCGCCACGGGGACAUCAUCCCGUGGGACUACGACGUGGACCUGGGCAUCUACCUGGAGGACGUCGGCAACUGCGAGCAGCUGCGGGGCGCCGAGGCCGGCUCGGUAGUGGACGAGCGCGGCUUCGUGUGGGAGAAGGCGGUGGAGGGAGACUUCUUCCGAGUGCAGUACAGCGAAAGCAAUCACCUGCACGUAGACCUGUGGCCCUUCUAUCCCCGCAACGGGGUCAUGACCAAGGACACGUGGCUGGACCACCGGCAGGACGUGGAGUUCCCGGAGCACUUCCUGCAGCCGCUCGUCCCCCUGCCCUUUGCGGGCUUCGUGGCACAGGCCCCUAACAACUAUCGCCGCUUCCUGGAGCUCAAGUUCGGGCCCGGGGUCAUCGAGAAUCCGGAGUACCCCAACCCAGCACUCUUAAGCUUGACAGGAGGCUGAAGUCCUUGUGCCUGCAUCUGGGGCUGGGGGAACAUCCGGGCACAGCGAGCUGGUUUGUCUUUGGGGGUCUUUCUGGAUAUGGGAAGGUUGGUUUGAUUGGGCAGGAGGGCGCACACUGGAGAGAAAAGAGGUGAAUUGACCGAGGACGAGCCACGGGACGAGCCUGGCAUUAGCAGGAAGCAGACUCCGACCAGCGAUGCAAGCAACAUGCGGGUUCUUAAGCUGUGAGCGAAGGCUGUGUGUGGUGACCCCCUAGGUCAUCUCAGUAACGGGGGCGGGGGGAGUGCUGACCUUUGAUGGACAGGCCCAGGGAUGCAAGCCCUUCCUUCAGGACCCCUCACAGUCUGCCUCAGAUUCCAAGAACCCUGGACCCUUGGGAAGAAAUCCGGUGGACAGCCUGGCCAGCUUCAGUCUAUCACAUACAACUUAGGUGGGUCUGGACCAGUGGCUCAGUGUCGCUCUCUGCCUCAAACUCCCUCAGAUUCCGAAUGCAUAUAAUGGUAUCUAGAACCCUCAGGACCCUUGGCUGUUGCGUUUGCUUCCUCCACUAGAGGGCGCGGCUGUCCCGCUCCUUCUCACCUCCGGUGACUGCGGGGUGACCGCCCAGCGCCUCUUGUAGCCAUCCGUCUUUGGAUCUGAGAGGCGCUCUGGGAGGCGGGGCAGCAUGACCACCUACCCUCCGUCCUUCUGAGCACCCAACAGGCUGUGCCUGCUGCUAUGAACCCUGACUUGCUCAAGGAGGCGAGGGCUCUGGUUAAGUGCAUUUGGGUCCUGGCUCCCUUGUUACCACUUAUCUCAAUGCUCUGCACCUGCUGUCCCACUUGCCAGGAGGGGUAAAUCGUAAUCACAGCUCGCGUUAAUGGAGAACUUACUGGGAACCGACGUAUGGUGCUCAGAGUUACAGCCAGCAGGUUUUUCCUCCCACCCCCUUAAGUGACAGCUGCUAUCUCGUCUAUUUUCCAGGGAGGACAACUGAGGCCACAAUGGUGAGCGAAGUCACUUGUCCAGUACCCGAGGAUUUAGGAAGUGGUGAGUCAGGGACUUGAACUCAGACCAUCAUUCCAGGGCUCACACUUCCCCACUUGCCCCACUCUAGAAAAGGUACCCAAGGGGGCCCUUGGAGAGGCCGUGCCAUUUAACAUUUUUAAAAAAAGCUUCCUUUUAAGCUGGGCGUCGUGGCACAGGCCUUUAAUCCCAGCACUGGGGAGGCAGAGUCAGGUGGUUCUCUGAGUUCAAGGCCAGCCUGGUCUACAUAGUGAGUUCUAGGACAGCUGGGGCUACAGGGAGACCUUAUCUCAAAAAGACCAAAAAAAAAAAAAGCUUCCUUUUUUGGUCAUGCACGUGUGUAUUUAUUUAUAAAUUAUGUACAAAUACUACUGCCAGUCUAUUACUAAUACGGCUUAAAUUAUUCUAUUUAAAAUAAAAACAUCAGGAUGAACAGA
Messenger RNA from Nannospalax galili (Upper Galilee mountains blind mole rat), 3113 nucleotides. RefSeq names its product fukutin related protein (gene Fkrp). Lineage: Eukaryota; Metazoa; Chordata; Mammalia; Rodentia; Spalacidae. Gene Ontology annotation, biological process: protein O-linked glycosylation via mannose. Gene Ontology annotation, cellular component: Golgi apparatus. The transcript has 3 exons. The record is from RefSeq and is a predicted model, not a curated record. Bases 187 to 1671 code for a protein of 494 amino acids.